AUGCCUAUUAUUACAAAUUUUAAGUCCGAGCCGCCGAGUGGUGCUAUCGGUCCCUUAUUGGUGAGAAAAAAAAAAUGCGUAAAGAAUCUAUCUGUCGCAUUAUGCAAAAAAAAAAAAAAAAAGAGGAAUCAAUAUCAACACAAAUUAUUUGCCCCAUAUUUGCGGCCUCCAACAGAUACGACAACCACAGGUACUUGUUUUAUGCUUUCGACUUGUCUAAUAAGGAAUUGUGUCUUAAUAAGACCACGAUUGUUUGUAAUUUGCUUAAAGGCCAUCCGAUGUCAAUCCAAAAAGCUGGAUUUCCCUGAUUUUACCAAGAUUAAUGAUCCUAAAUUAAGAGAAAUCAUCGAAGGAUCCAAUUUUGGAACCGAAGCAAUAUUGAAAAAGCAACGUGAAGACCAGGACAAGAAGAAGAAAAUGGAACAAGAAAAAAAGAGAUUGGAGCAAGAACGUGAAGUAGAAAGAAGGCGUGAAGAAAAACGUGCAAAAGAAGAAGCAGAAAGUAACAAGACUGACAAUAAUAACGAAGCAAAUCACAACAAUGAUGAUAAGCUUGCCACAGUCAAUGCAAAAUUAGAAUCUGAUUUCUCGAAGACUGAGUCCGGUAAACUUCGAGGAGAAAAUACUGGUACACGUGAGACUGUUGUGGAAACUGAGGAAGAGGAAUUAAAAUUGAAGGCGGAAAACAAGAUUAUUGCGACCAGCAAAGACUCUGUUGAAGAAAGUGAUAUUCCCAAUUUGGCAAAGGAGAUCAAUGAAACAAUCCAAAAAGAAAUAGCUGGGUUACCUUCUCAAAAAGCUAAAAACCAAAGCAAGUUGGCCAAGAACCUAACGAAAUAUUUAGACUCUGCGCAUGAUACAAUUUUAACUGCUACAAGGGCAUUGAAUGAUGUUACCGGGUAUUCAGCUAUUGAAAAAUUGAAAAAAUCUAUAGAGACUCAAGAAGUUGAUUUGAAAAAAGCAAAAGAGACGGUUAAACAAUGUAAAAUUGCAUAUGGUGAAGCCAUCCAACGAAGAUCACAAUCACAAAGGGAAGUCAAUGAGUUAUUGACCAGGAAACACAAUUGGUCACUGAACGAUUUGGAGAGAUUCACCGAAUUGUACAGAAAUGACCAUGAAAACGAAAUACAUGAACAAGAAGCAGAGAGAAAAUUGGACGAAGCAGAAAGUAAGGUCGAUGGGGUGCAAUUGAAGUUAACACAACUGAUUCUUACAAGAUACCACGAAGAACAAAUUUGGUCUGACAAAAUCAGGAGAUCCUCUACAUGGGGAACUUGGGUUUUGAUGGGUCUAAAUGUGAUUCUUUUUGUUGUUGCCACGUUCAUUGUCGAACCAUGGAAAAGAAACAAGUUGGUUUUUGCAUUUGAAGAUAAAGUGAAACAAGUGUUGGUGGGUAUUUCACAAGAGAACGAGCAGAUUUUAGAUCCAAUUAUUGACAAACUUGAGCCUACAGAUGGACAAGUUCCCAUCAAAUCAUCAUCAUUUGACUUUAAGUUUGUCGCCAAUUCUUGGCAUGGUUUAAAAGCUGCUCUUGUGCGGAAUUAUGAAGCAUUAAUGUCGUCUGAAAUAACGAAUUUGGAGUUUGAUAAAUUCGAAUUUGAGUUGUUUACAAUGACGGUAGCGAUAGUGGCAUUUAGCAUGGGAAGUCUAAUUGUCUCCAUAUUUAAAUAA
Candida dubliniensis CD36 is the source of this 1671-nucleotide messenger RNA. RefSeq names its product She9p (gene SHE9). The record is from RefSeq and is a predicted model, not a curated record. The coding region runs from base 1 to 1671 and encodes 556 amino acids. Gene Ontology annotation, biological process: inner mitochondrial membrane organization. The transcript has a single exon. NCBI's taxonomy places the organism in Eukaryota, Fungi, Ascomycota, Pichiomycetes, Serinales, Debaryomycetaceae. Gene Ontology annotation, cellular component: mitochondrial inner membrane.